AUGAAUAGAAACUUACCAUUAUUAUCAGUGUCCGAAGUUUCCAAGCACAAUACUAAGAAAGAUGCUUGGGUAACAUUAUAUCAUCGUAAGAUUUAUAAUGUUAGCGACUUCAUUGAUGGACAUCCUGGAGGAUCAGAUUUGAUUCUUCCAUAUUUAGGGAAAGAUAUCACAGAAAUAAUGGCGGAUACGGUUUCCCAUGAGCAUUCCGAAAGUGCCUAUGAAAUGUUGGAUGAUGAAAUGUUAGUAGGCUAUGUUGCAACCCCAAUGGAAGAAAAGGAAUUAUUAAAUAAUAAGAACAAAACUCCGGUUGAAGUUAAGAUUGAAGAUGGGGAUUUCGCUAUGGAUGAAUUCCAUGAAAAUUUACCUGCUUUACACAAAUUGCAAAUUCAAACCGAUUAUGAAGCAGAUGUUAAGAAACAUAAAUUCUUAGAUUUGAAUAAAGCUUUAAUUCCUCAAGUUUUAUUCGGUAACUUCACUAAAGAAUUCUAUCUUGAUCAAGUUCAUAGACCAAGACAUUAUGGUAAAGGAUCAGCUCCAUUAUUUGGAAAUUUCUUAGAACCAUUAUCUUUAACUCCAUGGUGGGUAGUUCCAACAUGUUGGUUAUUACCAAAUUUUUAUAUCUUUUAUGUUGGUUUUGUUAAUCAAGAUAAAAUCAUUGCAUUGAGUUUCUGGGUUUUGGGGUUAUUCGUUUGGACUUUGAUCGAAUAUUGUUUACACAGAUUUUUAUUCCAUUUAGAUCAUUAUUUACCAGAUCAUCCAAUCUUUUUAACUUUGCAUUUCACUUUACAUGGAGUUCAUCAUUAUUUACCUAUGGAUGGUUACAGAUUGGUAUUACCUCCAACAUUGUUUUUGAUUUUAAUGUACCCAUUCUAUAGAUUGGUGUUUUCAGUAUUCCCAUUCUAUAUGGCAUGUUCAGGUUUUGCUGGUGGUACUUUAGGUUAUAUCAUGUAUGAUUGUACUCAUUAUUUCUUACAUCAUACUAACUUACCCCAAUAUUUCCAAGAUUUAAAAACUUAUCAUUUAGAACAUCACUAUAAAAACUAUGAAAUGGGUUUUGGUGUUACUUCUAAAUUCUGGGAUGUAAUUUUUGGUACUGAAAUCACCGAUACUUUUGAAAAGAGGAAUUGA
Yamadazyma jaroonii is the source of this 1128-nucleotide messenger RNA. The record is from the annotation of a GenBank genome assembly. NCBI's taxonomy places the organism in Eukaryota, Fungi, Ascomycota, Pichiomycetes, Serinales, Debaryomycetaceae.